UAUAUCUGUAUGUUUGUUCUUUUUUCCAGACAAUGCCGCCAAAUGCAAUGAAGGACAAUUCCGAUGUAAGGCAAGUCAUAAAUGCAUACCCAACAAUUGGGUAUGCGAUGGCGAAUUUGAUUGUGGCGAUUUGGAUACAUCCGAUGAAAUUAAUUGUCCUUCGGAUUCUUUAAAGUGCCUUUCAUAUCAAAGAGAAUGCGGCAAUGGCGUUUGUCUGGAUAUAUCAAAGUUCUGUGAUGGCAAUUGGGAUUGUGAUAACGAUGAACUUAAAUGUGAUAAACAAGACGCCGAAUGCAGUACCUUAAAAUGUUCAUUCAACUGCAAGCUGACACCCCAGGGCCCAACAUGUUAUUGUGCGCCAGGACAAAUGCCUGUCAAUAAUACGCAAUGCGUGGACUUCGACGAAUGCACUAUUGAGGGCAUAUGCGAUCAUCAGUGUCAUAAUACACCCGGCUCCUAUGAAUGUUCCUGUGCGCCGGGAUAUAGCAAGCAAAGAAAUCGCUGUUACGCCAUUAACGUACCAAAAGAUGAACCUGCCUCAUUAGUUUUUAUCACUCAAACGGAUGUACGCCGUAUUGAUCCUAAUAAUGGCACCACAUUAGCCAUUGUCAAUGCUGUAGAUAUAUCGGCUGUUGAGAUUUGGCAUCGCAAUAGAAGUCUCUGUACCGCAGAAGCCAGUAUGUGGACAACGACAGAAUUGAAAUGCUAUCGCAUUGAUGAUAUGAAUGUAACAUGGGCGCUGCCGUUGCCGGAACUAAUUACAAGUACACAUGUCCGUGCUGAAUUAAUUUCAUCUCAUCGUCAUUGGCAUCAUCGGUCGUCGUCAUCAUCAUCGUUCUGGUCGUCAACAUCACCAGUCGAAACAUUCUCUGUCAUUGUUACUGGUGGAGGAAUGGGGAGUUUCACAAGAUACAUAUUGAACAAAAUGAGAAAUAGGACACCGCCUUGCGGUACUCUCAUUUUGAUCUUGCAAUAUUUGCAUUUUUGGUCACGGAACUCAACGAUGCCUUGCCGCACAUUACG
This is a messenger RNA of Musca vetustissima, 1023 nucleotides long. RefSeq names its product vitellogenin receptor-like. The record is from RefSeq and is a predicted model, not a curated record. The annotation marks the transcript as partial. NCBI's taxonomy places the organism in Eukaryota, Metazoa, Arthropoda, Insecta, Diptera, Muscidae. The transcript is spliced from 5 exons. Gene Ontology annotation, molecular function: protein binding; calcium ion binding.